Molecule: messenger RNA, 3222 nt
Organism: Gekko japonicus
Lineage: Eukaryota; Metazoa; Chordata; Lepidosauria; Squamata; Gekkonidae
Gene: SLC4A7
Product: solute carrier family 4, sodium bicarbonate cotransporter, member 7
Exons: 23
Biological process (GO): monoatomic anion transport; regulation of intracellular pH; transmembrane transport
Cellular component (GO): basolateral plasma membrane; apical plasma membrane; plasma membrane
Molecular function (GO): monoatomic anion transmembrane transporter activity; solute:inorganic anion antiporter activity; sodium:bicarbonate symporter activity
Source: RefSeq, a predicted model, not a curated record
ACACACCAUCACAGAGGGUACACUUUAUCCUGGGUACUGAGGAUGAUGAUGAAGAACACAUCCCCCAUGAUCUGUUUACGGAAAUGGAUGAACUUUGUUUUAGAGAAGGGGAAGAAUAUGAAUGGAAAGAAACUGCCAGAUGGCUGAAAUUUGAAGAAGAUGUUGAAGAUGGUGGUGAUAGGUGGAGCAAACCCUACGUGGCUACUCUGUCUCUCCAUAGUCUAUUUGAACUGAGGAGCUGUAUUCUAAAUGGGACAGUCAUGUUGGACAUGAGAGCCAGUACACUAGAUGAAAUAGCAGAUAUGGUGUUGGAUAACAUGAUAGCUUCUGGUCAACUGGAUGGAUCUACAAGGGAGAGUGUCAGAGAAGCUCUUCUGAAGAGGCACCAUCAUCAGAAUGAAAAAAAAUUCAGUAAUCGGAUCCCCCUGGUGCGGUCCUUUGCAGAUAUAGGCAAGAAACAUUCUGACCCUCUCUUGCUUGAAAGAAAUGGACUCUUAGCAUCACCACAGUCAGCUCCUGGUAAUUUGGAUACUGGAAAAAGUGGAGAUAUUAAAAGCAGUGGAACAGGAGGAAGCAGAGAAAACAGCACUGUUGAUUUCAGCAAGGAGUCAGCCUCCUGGCACUGUAGUUGUGGCACACUUGGUGUGGGACUCAAGCGGCCAGCUGUCGACAUGAAUUUCAUGAGGAAGAUUCCCAUGGGUGCAGAGGCAUCAAAUGUGUUGGUGGGCGAAGUGGAUUUUUUGGAGAGACCUAUUAUUGCUUUUGUGAGGCUGUCGCCUGCUGUGCUUCUCUCAGGCCUUACAGAGGUUCCCGUUCCUACUCGAUUCCUUUUUAUUUUGUUGGGUCCAGCAGGCAAAGCGCCUCAAUACCAUGAAAUUGGCCGAUCAAUAGCAACGCUUAUGACUGAUGAUGUUUUCCAUGAUGUUGCUUAUAAAGCUAAAGACCGAAAUGAUCUGCUCUCUGGAAUUGAUGAGUUUUUAGAUCAAGUGACUGUUUUGCCCCCAGGAGAGUGGGAUCCAUCUAUACGAAUUGAACCACCUAAAAGCGUUCCUUCUCAGGAAAAAAGGAAGAUACCUAAAUUUCCAAAUGGAGCUGUUACUCCUGGAGAGCCUCUCAAAGAAGAAGCCCAUCAUGCUGGACCUGAAUUACAAAGGACUGGAAGGCUUUUUGGUGGUUUGAUACUUGACAUCAAAAGGAAAGCACCUUUUUUCUUGAGUGACUUCAAGGAUGCAUUAAGUCUUCAGUGCCUGGCCUCGAUUCUUUUCCUAUACUGUGCCUGUAUGUCUCCUGUAAUCACUUUUGGAGGGCUCCUUGGAGAAGCUACAGAAAACAGAAUAAGUGCAAUAGAAUCUUUAUUUGGAGCAUCAUUAACUGGGAUUGCCUAUUCACUGUUCGCUGGGCAACCUUUGACAAUAUUGGGGAGCACUGGACCUGUUUUAGUAUUUGAAAAAAUCUUAUAUAAAUUUUGCAAGGAUUACGAACUUUCUUACCUGUCUCUAAGAACCAGCAUUGGUCUGUGGACAUCGUUUUUAUGUAUACUGUUAGUAGCAACUGAUGCAAGCAGCCUUGUGUGUUAUAUCACUCGAUUUACCGAGGAGGCUUUUGCUGCUCUUAUUUGCAUAAUAUUUAUAUAUGAAGCACUGGAAAAGCUUUUUCACUUGAGAGACGUGUUUUCUUUCAAUAUGCACAAUAAGCUGGAUAGGUUGACACUAUAUUCAUGUGUAUGUUCAGAGCCACCGAAUCCCAGCAAUGAAACACUGGAACUAUGGAUGAAGCAUAACAAAUCUGCCGAUACUAUAUCAUGGGCUAACCUUACAGUUAGUGAAUGCAAGACCUAUCAGGGUGUGUUUCAUGGAUCAGCAUGUGGUCAUCAUGGCCCAUAUUUCCCAGAUGUUCUUUUUUGGUGUGUCAUUUUAUUUUUUACAACAUUUUUCCUCUCCUCUUUCCUCAAGCAAUUUAAGACCAAGCGCUAUUUUCCCACUAAGGUGCGUUCUACAAUAAGUGACUUUGCUGUAUUUUUGACUAUAGUAAUAAUGGUUCUUAUUGAUUACCUUGUGGGAGUUCCUUCUCCUAAACUUCAUGUGCCUGAAAAAUUUGAGCCCACACGAAGUGAUCGGGGAUGGCUCAUAGAUCCUCUAGGGCCUAAUCCUUGGUGGACACUCAUAGUAGCUGCAGUUCCUGCUUUACUCUGUACCAUUCUGAUUUUUAUGGACCAGCAAAUUACAGCAGUCAUCAUAAACAGAAAGGAACAUAAGCUGAAGAAAGGCUGUGGCUAUCAUCUUGAUCUGCUCAUGGUUGGCGUUAUGCUAGGAAUAUGCUCCAUAAUGGGCUUGCCUUGGUUUGUGGCUGCUACUGUUCUUUCUAUAAGUCACGUCAACAGUUUAAAAGUAGAAUCUGAGUGCUCUGCUCCAGGAGAGCAGCCGAAGUUUCUCGGAAUCCGUGAGCAGAGAGUAACGGGAUUAAUGAUUUUUGUUCUAAUGGGGAUGUCAGUGUUCAUGACCUCUAUAUUAAAGUUUAUUCCAAUGCCAGUCUUGUAUGGUGUUUUUCUUUACAUGGGAGCAUCCUCACUAAAAGGCAUCCAGUUUUUUGAUCGUAUCAAAUUAUUUGGAAUGCCUGCCAAACAUCAGCCAGAUUUGAUCUAUCUGCGUUACGUGCCUCUCUGGAAGGUCCAUAUAUUUACAGUAGUUCAGCUUACUUGUCUUGUUCUUCUGUGGGUAAUUAAAGCUUCUGCAGCUGCUGUUGUUUUUCCUAUGAUGGUAUUAGCUCUGGUUUUCAUACGCAAACUUUUGGAUUUGUGUUUCACCAAACGGGAGCUAAGUUGGCUUGAUGAUCUUAUGCCAGAAAGUAAAAAGAAGAAGGAAGAUGACAAAAAGAAAAAAGCAAAAGAAGAAGCUGAGCGAAUGUUUCAGACAGUGGACAGUGAAACUGUACACCUUCCAUAUGAAAGAAGCGAUGUGUUAGAGAUUCCUGUGAAAGCACUAAAAUACAGCGUUGAUCCUUCUGUUGUAAACAUAUCAGAUGAAAUGGCCAAAACUGCACAGUGGAAGGCUCUUUCCAUGAACACAGAGAAUUCCAAAGUAACCAGAUCUAACUUGAGCUCUGAAAAAGAAGAAUGUGUGAAAAUAGACACGGAAAAGGCAUCUGAAACAAAGUAUGUAGAUGCUGAAACCUCAGUAUAGAAGUGAACUUGAGGGUAUAUCAUUUUAUAGGAUAUAAUGUUAA